This is a messenger RNA of Salvelinus fontinalis (brook trout), 1332 nucleotides long. Its product is annotated as protein eva-1 homolog B-like. The transcript has 4 exons. NCBI's taxonomy places the organism in Eukaryota, Metazoa, Chordata, Actinopteri, Salmoniformes, Salmonidae. The record is from RefSeq and is a predicted model, not a curated record. Bases 577 to 1074 code for a protein of 165 amino acids.
CAGUCCUCCCUCUCUCUGAGUAGAGGCAGUGGUGGUGGAGCACAGCUGAUGUUGAGGAGAGAGGCAGCACGUGUGAAGGCUGUUCUCUAAUGGACUAACUUCAGCUUUACAGAGAGGCCAGGUCAAGCACCCCUGAGCCUUGGAUCAUUCCUCAUCUUAACCAGCAGUAUAACAGCCCGAUGGGACUAACUGCUCCUACUCCUCUAUGCCUCUGAGAUCCUCUGAUUUCUCCUCCACUUUUUUUCACAGCCUUACACAGAGAUGGACAACUGCUCAGUCUAGACUUAGAAUCAUUGUUGGUUCUGUGGAUUGACUGUGAAGCCACAAAUUCAACUGACUUUAUCAAGAUUAAGGCACUGUAGCAGAAACAGAAGCAGAGACCCAAACCGCCUCUACAUCCUCACCUAAACAUGAUCAGAGCAGUCUGUCUCCCAGCCUGUCACACAUGUCCUUGUAUUGGAGACAGGCCCGGAACUGACACCAUAGAGACCUAGAGAUGUGAUGACCAGAGAAGUCGUCUAAACAGAAGAACUCGUAAUAUUGUUGGUGAAUGGUGUCAACCAAACAGAGGUCAAAAUGGAACCAAUUAGAAAAGACAUGGAGCUGCUAAGUAACAGCAUGGCGAGCUAUGCUCACAUCAAAGCCAACCCAGAGAGCUUGGCUUUGUACUUCAUGAUGGGUGUGUGUUUUGGCCUGCUCCUGGCCCUGUGCCUCCUGGUCACUGGCAUCGCCUGUAGCACACGUCGUGGUCGCACCAAGAACAAGAACACUCCCCACUCCCUAGAGAGGAGACAACUGAAGUCUAGCGAAGAAGAUGAGGAACAGGAGAAAGUGGAUGUGGAAGAAGGGGAGGAGGUUGAGAUCCCUAAAUUAACUGCGGUGCCUAUGAGCAACCGCAGCAGCCAAUCAAAUGGUACUUUGAAGAGCGUGAACGUGUUCGCGUCGGCAGAUGAGCUGGAGAGGGCGAGGCAACUGGAGGAGAGGGAGCGCAUCAUCAGAGAUAUCUGGAGAAACGGGCAGCCCGAUAUACUGGCCACUGGGACAGGGACCAUCGAACGGGUACACUACCUCUAAAGGACCUAAAGUGACUCAAUGACCUAUUAACAUUUUAUUAACCCUGAACUUUAUCUACUUCAGACAGAGACUGUAGAGGACUUUACUGGGCAGGCACAGAUUCACCUUCAUCUUUUCAUUCAAUGUGUAUUUUCAACAUUUUUCAUUAAUGUAUGACUAUGGCAAAUGUAUUGCACAAUACAAUGUACACUUUUAUGUUUAUAAUUCAAUGAGUAUCCAUAUACAUUUUUUAUUUUGGUAAUAAAAAGUAUAAUUUCA